Passer domesticus (house sparrow) is the source of this 431-nucleotide messenger RNA. It is a transcript of the gene ANAPC11, whose product is annotated as anaphase promoting complex subunit 11. The transcript is spliced from 2 exons. Gene Ontology annotation, cellular component: nucleus; anaphase-promoting complex. Gene Ontology annotation, biological process: protein ubiquitination; anaphase-promoting complex-dependent catabolic process; positive regulation of mitotic metaphase/anaphase transition. The record is from RefSeq and is a predicted model, not a curated record. Gene Ontology annotation, molecular function: zinc ion binding; cullin family protein binding; ubiquitin protein ligase activity. Bases 101 to 355 code for a protein of 84 amino acids. NCBI's taxonomy places the organism in Eukaryota, Metazoa, Chordata, Aves, Passeriformes, Passeridae.
AGAGGCGGGGCCGAGGCGCGGCGCGGCGGGCGCGCGAAGCUCUGUGGGGCGGGCGGCACUUCCGGCGGGAGCGGCACCGGGAGCGGGACGGGAGCGGAACAUGCGAGUGCGCGUGCGGAGCUGGCACGGAGUCGCGUCUUGGCUGUGGGUGGCGAACGACGAGAACUGCGGCAUCUGCCGGAUGGCCUUCAACGGCUGCUGCCCCGACUGUAAGGUGCCCGGCGACGACUGCCCGUUGGUGUGGGGGCAGUGCUCGCACUGCUUCCACAUGCACUGCAUCCUCAAGUGGCUGAACUCGCAGCAGGUGCAGCAGCACUGCCCCAUGUGCCGCCAGGAGUGGAAGUUCCGCGAGUGACGGCGGCACCGGGCACGGGGACGGGCCGUGGCCCGCCCCCGGCCGGCCCGGGCCGCUCAAUAAACGUGCGACGCCA